Molecule: messenger RNA, 804 nt
Organism: Amorphotheca resinae ATCC 22711
Lineage: Eukaryota; Fungi; Ascomycota; Leotiomycetes; Helotiales; Amorphothecaceae
Exons: 1
Coding region: 1-804 (267 amino acids)
Biological process (GO): methylation
Cellular component (GO): eRF1 methyltransferase complex
Molecular function (GO): protein methyltransferase activity; S-adenosylmethionine-dependent methyltransferase activity; nucleic acid binding
Source: RefSeq, a predicted model, not a curated record
AUGCUGCCUACGCCCUCUACUUCUCAUGUAGAGUUCGACAGAAUCUACGAGCCGGCCGAGGACUCGUAUCUGCUGCUCGAUACCCUGUCUUCCGAGAGCGAGAAAGCCUUCCUGCAGCAGCGGUUCAGCCGCGGGACGAGCGAUGUUGUCGCGCACGACCCGCCGUCGCCAUUCGUGGUCGAGAUCGGGACGGGGUCGGGCGUCGUGCUCUCGUUCGUCGACGCCCACGCGGAGACGAUCUUCGGGCGGGCAGACAUCCUCAGCGCGGGCGUGGACGUGAAUCGAUAUGCGUGCGCGGCGGCGGGCCGCACGGUGAGCGUGGCGGAGCAGGAACAGGUCGCGAAGGGGGAAUCGCAUGGGUUCCAUCUGGGGAUUGUUGCGGGAGAUCUGGUGGGCGCGUUAAGGCCGGCGAUGGUGGAUGUCUUGAUCUUCAAUCCUCCUUAUGUGCCGACGCCGGACCUGCCAGCGCUACCUACGCUUUCGGAGGAGGUUGCGGCGCCUUCGUUUGAAGAGGAUUCGUAUUUGUUGUCUCUGUCUUAUGCUGGAGGGGCAGAUGGAAUGGAAACUACAGAUCGUUUGCUUGAUGCCUUGCCGGAAGUCUUGAGCAGGGAACGAGGCUGUGCCUACAUAUUACUCUGUGCGCAGAACAAGCCAGAGAAUGUGAAGCAGCGGAUCAGGAAUUGGGGAAAGGAGUGGAAGGCAGAGACAGUUGGAAGUAGUGGGAAGAAAGGGGGAUGGGAAAAGCUGCAGAUAAUCAGGAUAUGGCGCGUGGAGAGUCUCUCACAGGAAGAAGAGCCCAAAUAA